AUGACUACAUCACAGCCGCAGCAACAGCGUCAAAAAGGGCUUCCAGAUGUUCAACGAAUCAUCACAGACCACGACAGCGACGGGAAAGCUGUUGUGUCAACGGACAUUCCUAGCCAAGCGGUUUGGCAACCCAUUGGUCCAGCAGCUGACUUCUUUCUCGGAUACACCACUCGAACAUUCCCUGUGGUUUUCAAAGAUGCACAGGAUUCAGGAAUCGCCCCUCUGCCGCAAGAUAUCAAGACGUACAAGGAAGAUAUGGUCACGCCGCCUGGUCUGACUAUUAGUACUGGUACGGUGCUGAGAUACGUCGACAUGGCACCAAAUGCUCUAUCUCCAAUGCACCGAACAGUAUCUUUGGACUACGGCAUUGUUCUUGAAGGAGAAAUUGAACUGGUUCUGGAUAGUGGAGAAACCCGCCUGAUGAAGAGGGGAGAUGUCUGUAUCCAGAGAGCUACAAAUCACGCUUGGAGAAAUGUAACCGCAAAUGGGGGUUGGGCAAGAAUGGUGUAUGUACUAAUAGGAGCUGAAAAGGUUGAUGUUGGGGGUAAAUCGUUCGAAGAAGACUUGGGUGAUAUGCCUGGUGUAAGGGCUAGUGAUUAA
Glarea lozoyensis ATCC 20868 is the source of this 600-nucleotide messenger RNA. RefSeq names its product RmlC-like cupin. The record is from RefSeq and is a predicted model, not a curated record. NCBI's taxonomy places the organism in Eukaryota, Fungi, Ascomycota, Leotiomycetes, Helotiales, Helotiaceae. The coding region runs from base 1 to 600 and encodes 199 amino acids. The transcript is spliced from 2 exons.